Messenger RNA from Closterium sp. Yama58-4, 3648 nucleotides. The record is from the annotation of a GenBank genome assembly. Lineage: Eukaryota; Viridiplantae; Streptophyta; Zygnematophyceae; Desmidiales; Closteriaceae.
AUGGUUGGCCGAGCCAGCACUACCUCCCGAGGCAACUUCGCGUUUGGCGCGGCAGCCCAUGGCACCAGGUCCGGGCCACUAGCCCCGGUGGACCUGAUGAUAGGUCCGGACAGCCGCAACUCCAGUUAUGACAACCUGGCCGCUGCUGCCGCCGCUCACACCCCCCACAGCUCCAUCCCCACCCCUUACACCUCCACACCACCCCGCUUCCCCUCUGCUGCCGCCUCACCAUACCCUCUCUCGUCAUCCCCGCACAUGGCCUCAUCACCCGCCAUCCCACGCCCGUCUGGCUCCAUGCCUCGCCUGUCCGCGUCUCUCACAGCCUACCCGGCGUUCAGGACGGGGGGCGCCAUGCCGCGCGUGCAGAGCAGUGGGGAGCUCACUGCUGCGGCGGCACAGGCAGCAGGAGUGGCGGAUAGGAUUCCUGAAGAGGGGAUGGGAGCGGGGGACGGGGGAACGGGGAGUGCGAGUCCUGGGGUGACGGUGCUGCCUGGGGUGGCUGGGAUUCCGGGUCCGGAAGAGGCUGUAUCAGGAGGCGUGGGAGCAGGGAGAGCAGGGACGGCUGUAGCGGGGCCGGCUGUAGCGGGGCAGGCUGUAGCGUCACCACCACAUAGGAUGGGCGGCAGGCCAGGUACCCCUAGUCAUGGUUUAGACCCAGGCCGGAUGCAUGAACCAUUAGGGCCAGCAGCAGCGGUGUCCCUUGCAGCAGAAGCAGAAGCAGCAGCAGCGAUGGCAGCAGCAGCAUCUGCGGUACCAUCCGUUGCAGCAGCAGCGGCAGCAGCAGCAGCAGCAGCCGUCCCCCAGCCUGUACCAGUCGAGCCUUCCCGGGUUGACCCUUCACCGACCCCGCCGCCCGCGCCGGCCGCCCAGCAGCGCAUGCAGCGGCUGCUGAUAGUGGCCAACCGCCUGCCCGUGCGGGCCAGCCUGCAGCCUGACGGCACGUGGGCGCUGGAGCUGUCCGCUGGGGGGCUUGUCAGUGCGCUGUUAGGUGUGAAGCAGAACUUUGAGACGUGCUGGAUAGGGUGGCCCGGGCUGUACCUGCACUCGCCUGCGGACCAGCAGCAGCUGCACGACGCCCUGCAGGCCAAGGGGUGCGUGCCUGUGUUUCUAGACGAGAACACCAUGAACGCCUACUACAACGGCUACUGCAACAACGUGCUGUGGCCGCUGCUGCACUACAUCGGGCUGCCCCAGGAGGACCGCCUUUCCGCCACGCGCUCCAUCCAGGCGCAGUACGGCGCGUACCGGUCGGCCAAUCACAGCUUUGCUGACGUGGUCAUGGCUCAGUACCGCCAGGGGGACAUUGUGUGGGUGCAUGACUAUCACCUCAUGCUGCUGCCUCAGUACCUCAAGGCCCGCAGCCCCAACAUGAAGGUGGGGUGGUUCCUGCACACGCCCUUCCCCUCCAGCGAGUUCUUCCGAGCGCUGCCAUUGAGAGAGGAGAUUCUGCAGGCCGUGCUCGCUGCGGACCUCAUCGGCUUCCACACGUACGACUACGGGCGGCACUUUGUGAGUGCGUGUGCGCGCAUUCUCGGGCUGGAGGGCACGCCAGAGGGCGUGGAGGACCAUGGCAGGCUCACACGCGUCGCUGCGUUUCCGAUUGGCAUAGACCCGGAGCGGUUCAUCUCAGCACUGGAGAGCAACGUGGUCAAAACACACAUCGCAGAGCUGCGAGCGAGAUUCUCCGGCCGGAAGGUGAUGCUGGGGGUGGAUCGGCUGGACAUGAUAAAGGGCAUACCGCAGAAGCUGAUAGCGUUUGAGAAGUUCCUCGAGGAGCACCCCGACUGGCGCGACAAGGUCCUCCUCGUGCAGAUCGCCGUGCCCUCCCGCACCGACGUGCCUGAGUGGGCAGCACAAUCACUUGGCGCCGGGGCCCUUCUGGUGAAUCCAUGGAACAUCACGGACAUGUCGAGCGCCAUAGAGGACGCUCUCACGAUGGGCGAGGAGGAGCGCGUGGACCGCCACCGCUACAACUUCCUCCAUGUCACCACGCACACCGCGCAGGCCUGGGCGGACACGUUUGUCAGCGAGUUGAACGAUACGGUGGUGGAGGCACAGCUGCGCACGCUGCACAUCCCGCCGCUGCUGCCUGUGGCCCAGUGUGUAGACCGCUUCCACCAGUGCCGCAACCGCCUGCUCAUCCUCGGCUACAACGGCACGUUGACGGCCCAAGUGGAGCCACACAGGCGACGCACGCCCGACCAGAUCAAGGAGAUGAAGGUUCGUCUGCAUCCCAUCAUGCCGGCCGUCCUCCGUCGUCUCUCCUCGGACCCGGCCAACACGGUGGUGAUAAUGAGCGGGUCAGAGCGCGCUGUGCUGGACGAGGCGUUCAGCGAGUACGACGUGUGGCUGGCGGCUGAGAACGGCAUGUUCAUGCGCCACACACGGGGCGAGUGGAUGACCACCAUGCCUGAGCACCUCAACAUGGACUGGCUGGACUCGGUGCAGUUGGUGUUUGAGUAUUUCACGGAGCGCACGCCGCGGUCGUACGUGGAGGAGAGGGAGACCUCUCUGGUGUGGAACUACAAGUAUGCCGACGUGGAGUUUGGCCGCGUGCAGGCCAGAGACAUGCUGCAGCACCUGUGGACGGGACCGAUUUCCAACACAGCCGUGGAUGUGGUGCAGGUAUGGCUUGUUGCAGUGCAGGUAUGGCUUGUUGCAGUGCAGGUAUGGCUUGUUGCAGUGCAGGUAUGGCUUGUUGCAGUGCAGGUAUGGCUUGUUGCAGUGCAGGCCAGGGACAUGCUGCAGCACCUGUGGACGGGGGCCGAUUUCCAACACGGCCGUGGAUGUGGAGCAGUGGAGGUGCGGCCAGUGGGGGUGAGCAAGGGGGCGGCCAUGGAGAGGGUGUUGGGGGAGAUAGUGCACCAGAAGCCGCUGCCCUGCCCCUUUGACUUCGUCAUGACCGUCGGCCACUUCCUCUCACGGGACGAGGACAUAUACCAAUUCUUUGAACCAGACUUACCGCAUGACAACAACAUGCCGCCCGGCAUGGACGCUUACCAGCAAGGCAUGGACGGCACCAUGGGACCCAUGGAUGGUAACUGCGGUGUGUCCAUGGAUGGUAACAUGGUAACCAUGGGUCAUGCGUCUUUGGACGGGGCAGCCAUGGAUCAAGUCACACGGGAUCAUAUCACAGCUCUUGAGCAUGCUGAUUCAUACCUACCCGAGUAUUACACUUCCAGUAGUCCCACCACCACGUUCGAUACAAGCACCACCGCUACAAGCACUCUCACUGCUCCUCACGAUCGCUCCAAUCCUCCUCCUGACACCAAACCUCCCCCGGGCCUCCCGCCUGCACCGCCUCCGAGCGUUCCCGGACCUGACAGCCUUGGCUCAGCACCGCUGCCAAUCCAUUCCGGGACGACUGGCGUUUCAGACGAGUCGGGGUUUUCCACACAGGAGAGCUCGUCGAUGCUUCCGACUGUUUUAGACUCGGAGGAGGAUGGCCAUGGGGAGGAAAUAAGCCAUCGCAGCAGUGGGGAGUAUUGCCCAAUCGUCGACCUCAAUGCCGAUUCGUACUUUUCGUGUGCUGUGGGGCGCAAGCGGUCUUUGGCACGGUAUUCGCUCGCAACCACUGAUGAUGUGGUCACCAUGCUGAAGGCCAUAUCAGAUAGCUAUGGUCUUGGCCCAGGAUUUCGGACAGCUUAG